This is a messenger RNA of Hyaloperonospora brassicae, 3054 nucleotides long. The record is from the annotation of a GenBank genome assembly. NCBI's taxonomy places the organism in Eukaryota, Oomycota, Peronosporomycetes, Peronosporales, Peronosporaceae.
AUGCCCCGCGACGCAGCUUCCCACCACGACAGCAGCUCGUCGUCCGGAUUCUCCAGCGACGAAGACGUAGAAGACGUACAGGACUGCCCGUCUGCCGCGUCACACGCUCCGAACGUGCACGUAGAGGUACUAGACGAGGCCCAUACAGACACCUCUCCGUUCCGUGCGUCCACACUUGACGCCCGUAUCGCUUCUUUGGAUGUCCGUCAAUGCUGUCGUGACGCCGUCGAGUCGAUCACUCGCAUGUCUCUGCCUCUGGACGUGUCCUAUGAGCAGUACGCGGCCGCACUUGACCACGUGACGCGCCAUUGGCCGUCUCUCGACACGGACUCGACAACUCACGACGUGGUCGAAGACCGACUUGGAUCGUAUGCUGCGCUUCGUGCUGCAGUCUAUCGGACGUUCCACCAGGCGUUUCCAUUGACUGAGGACAUGUACAUCCAGUGGAUCAGCGAUUGCCGUGCAAAAGGAGACUCUGCUGAGCAGAUCAUGUCACUCUUUGACCUGGCUCAACAAGACUAUUGGUCCGUGUCACUGACGUUGCAGUCUCUUCGGUCCAUUCGGGAUCAUGGCGACAGUGUGGAGCUGAAAGAUGCAAUGACGAAAGCACAGACGACAGUGGGGAUGCACUUUGCACGAGGACACGAGAUCUGGGCUCUAUGUCGGGAUCUCACGGCGGAGAUGUACGACGAACAGGACAAGCCACAGGGUGUCAAUUUGCGUAAGGAGAGAGCAAUUCGGGACCUGUUUUGUCGACAGAUGCAGCUACCGCUGGAGCAGAACGACCUGGUCAUGUCGGAGUUUCGCGCGUGGAACGCGUACAAUACACUCGAUGCAGAAGCCUCGGGAUCGGCAUUCCAAGCGGCGUCGGACCGACAGAGUAAGCUUUUUGGGCCAGUCAUGAAGAAAUUGCGUGGUUUCGAGGCGAAGGUACAAGUGGCGCGCGAUGCCACGACACCCGAACUGGCGUGGCAGCAGUACCUGAAUUUCGUCAAGCAUCGUGUUCUGCCAUUGAUGUCGGGUGAUGAGACUAAGUCAGAGGAAGCAAGACACAUCGUUGUGUGUUUGUACGAGAGAGCAGUGGCUACAGUGUGCCUUAGCUCUACGCUCUGGGCUAGUUAUCUCGAUUACGUGGAGUCCGGCCAGCUUGAGGCUGAUAAAUGGAAGUUGAGGGGUUGUGAGAAACUGACAAUCGCCCGAAGAGCCAUACGAAACGUGCCAUUUGACUCCUCCAUGUGGACUGAACUGUUGAUUGAGAUGGAGCGAAAGGGUGCACCUGCAGAGGAGAUUUCGCAGUUCGUGCGAAACGAGUUACUGGCUCGCUCAAGGUCACCUAUGGAUCAGUAUCAUUUGUUGAGCGUGCUACUCACAUGGUGUGACGUCAUGCGCCGUCAUAUUCACACUCUUGUCCACGAGCAGAUCCCUGCGAUCUCAAUACAGCAGGUCGAGUUACAGAUCGGUGGCGUGUUCUCAGAAUGCGAACAGUUUACGAGUGCAAACUUCCCAGACUUUGUUGAGGGCAAAUUGCGGCUGGCAGAAUACCAAGCGAAGUGUUAUUGGGCACUGAUGCCACCCGUUGAAGUGCCAGCACAUUCUCCUGCAACUGCAACGAAAGUGUCCAAACAAAUUGAAAGUUGGAAACAGACGCUUGCCACACCUCUAAGAAACCGAGUCGCAACGUGGCUCGCCUACUUGGAAUCGCUUCGACGCACGAAUGCAUUUUCAGCUGGUUGUAUACGUGCAAUGGUGUUUGAAAAGGCUGUGCAGUGUGUGACGGAUGUCCCUCUUGCGCUAGCUGAGGCAUGGCUUGUCUUUGAGCGUGAAUAUGGUGACUUCACAGGCUACCUACGUGCUCGGCGACAUCACGCAAAGUGCCAGGCACUUGUGCAAGCUAGUUCGGUACAAGUUGCUACACCCCCGACGAGUGCUCCGCACGGACAAGGAGAUAAAGCGAUAAAAAGCGGCAAGAAGCGUAAAGCUCCUGUUGAAGCCGAGCAAAAGAAGAAAGCGCAAAAACGACCGCUUGCAAAGCGUGCUAAGCUGGACGCUAGCAGCGCUAGAAAAGACGACGCUGAUGCCUUGGGUGUUGAGCAGAUGACAUCGGUGCAAAAAGCAGAGAAGAAGCAGGCACACGAAAAGUUGACAAACGCGCACACGCUUUUCUUGUGCAACGUGUCGAAGGAUGCCAGUAAAGAUGACAUCGAGGAGAUAUUCAGGGAUAUUCCAACGUUGAAGGACGUUCGACUUGUCGCGAAGAUGCGCGGCGAUCGGGUGAAAUCGCGUGGGAUGGCAUACGUGCAAUUUACGGACGACGCUGGAAUGGAGGCCGGACUCGAGAGGAACGGAUUCUUGCUUCACGAACAGCCUUUGCGUGUGGAGCGCUCGAAGCCGCCUGCAGGUACUUCCUCCGGUGGUGACGGGAACACAAAGCCUGGAGGCAAUGAAGGGUUUUGGAAGACCGAUCCAUUGACCUUUUACGCUGGCAACUUGAACCGUGAGGGGUCCAAGGACCAAGUGACCGAGGAGCAGCUGCAGGUCACGGUUCAGCAAGCAAUGCAGGCCGUGGGUGAGCUUGUGGGGGUAAGCCGUGUAUCCAUACUGAAAGACCGUCAUGGCAAGUUGAAGAACUACGGUCUCGUGGAAAUGGCCGAGCCUUUGCAUGUUGCGGUUUGCUUGGGCAAUGUGGCCGCGCUCCAGGAAAAACUAGGCGACCAAGUGACGCUGAAGCCAUCUCGCUUUUCGAUUUCCCAUAUCCUCGAGCAGCAGCAAAAGCAGCAUAUGCAGAAACAGCAGCGAAAAAUGGGUGCAAGCUCUGUCGAAAACCGCGGGGGAGCAGCGAGCAAAGGAGCAAAAGCGCUGCGUUCACGACCGUCUACACGCCUAGCUGUUUCGUCCAGUGCAUCAACGACAAGCUUGAUGCCACGCGCACUUCGUCGGAAGCUGGCUGUGCAACAGAACGAAGCAAGUAAAACGGAGGCUGAUGUCAGUCAUGGAAGUGUGACACCCAAGAGUAACGAAGACUUCCGCAAGAUGCUGUUCCAGAACAAAGCAUGA